AUGUUUUCAUUACGCAAGACGAGAUUCACCUUCGUUGAAGUAUGGCAGCGUUACGAGCUGAACUCGUUGCUAAAGAAGUCUUCGAUCUGUAUAGAAAAUACGGCGAUCAAGACUACAUCGGUGAACAAGUAUCUCAAAAAGAACAUAUGACUCAGUGCGCCAUGCUUGCUGAAAAGGAAGGGUAUUCUGACGAGGUUGUCUUAGGGGUUUUCCUUCAUGACAUUGGUCAUCUGAUCGGCUUCCACAAAGCUCUGCCUUGCAUGGGAGAUGUUGGAACUGAAGCUCACGAAAUCAUCGGAGAACAGUUUCUGAAUGAUCUUGGAUUCCCAGACAGUGUGACAAGUUUUGUGCGAGGUCAUGUUGACGCCAAAAGAUAUCUUGUCUACAAAUACCCACAUUAUCACGAAGAGCUCUCCGAAGCAAGUAAACUCACACUAAUCUAUCAAGGAGGACCAAUGAAAGCAGACGAAGCCGAGAAGUUUGAGGAGCUGAAACAUUUUGAGGCCUUAAUCAAGAUGAGAAAAUGGGACGAUCUUGGAAAAGUGAAAGGCGCACCAAUUGACUCACUUGAUAAAUAUGAGAGCAUGUGUAAAAAGUUCUUGGAAACACUUUGUUUUAAAUAACGGGAGAUUAUUUAUUGCUUACUUUAGAAAAGAGGCUGACCAUUUUCCGUAAAUGUUAUCUUACGUUAUCUUUUUAUACGUGACAACAAAAUAGAUAAAAUAAGGACUAAUUGUUUCUUCGGUUUUUUCAUGACAACGAUUCUAAUAAGUUUUUCGCUCGUUUGUUAUUGUUUUGUCAUUUAAGAAUUCUACGUCUUUGGCCAUUUUAUCAUAUAAGGGGCAAAAUUACUGAAUUGUGAUUGGUCAAGACAGAGGGCAUUUUUUCUUAAUUUUUGUA
This is a messenger RNA of Stylophora pistillata, 900 nucleotides long. RefSeq lists its product as uncharacterized. NCBI's taxonomy places the organism in Eukaryota, Metazoa, Cnidaria, Anthozoa, Scleractinia, Pocilloporidae. The record is from RefSeq and is a predicted model, not a curated record.